Messenger RNA from Strongyloides ratti, 1305 nucleotides. Its product is annotated as WASp. Gene Ontology annotation, molecular function: actin binding. The record is from RefSeq and is a predicted model, not a curated record. The transcript is spliced from 2 exons. The coding region runs from base 1 to 1305 and encodes 434 amino acids. NCBI's taxonomy places the organism in Eukaryota, Metazoa, Nematoda, Chromadorea, Rhabditida, Strongyloididae.
AUGCAACGUGAAAAAAAAGAAAAUUUAAUAAAAAGUAAUAAUGUUAAACGAAGAAUUGAAAAUAUUGGAUCAAGGUUAUUGACAAAAAAAGAAAAUGAAGAAUUGUUAAAUCUUCUAGAUACUGAUCAGUAUGCUAUAUGUUCAGGAGUUGCUCAUGUUCUGAAAACAAAUAAACAUUUUUCUCCAGGUUGGGAAAUGAUUGGACGUGGUGUUAUUGUAUAUAUAAAAGAUUAUCAUAAAAAAUUAUAUAUUUUAAAAUUAUAUUGUUUACCAACUAAAAGAUGUAUAUGGGAACAUAUAUUAUAUACUGAUUUUAUGCCAGUUUUUGGAUUUGAAAGAAUAGAUACUUUAGAAUAUACAUGUGAUGGAGAAAUAUUUUGUAUUCAUUUUUCUCAUCAUGCUGAAGCACAAUUAUUUUAUACACUUUUUAAAAAAAAAUUUGAAAAAGAUGGUAAUUGUGAAUUGAUAAAAGAUAAUUUAAGCCAACUAUUGUCAGGACAAUUAAAUAAACCAAUUAUUAAUUCUUUAUCACAAUGUAACUUAGAAAAAGUAUAUAGUAAUAAAGAUAUUUCAAAAAUAAUUAUAAAUGAAAAAAAGAGUAAAAAAAAAUUUAAAAAAAGUGAUAUAUCAUCUCCAACUAAUUUUUCACAUCUUGUUCACAUUGGUUGGAGUAAAAAUGAAGAAAUAUCAAAUAAUAUUAAUAAUAAUAAUUAUAUAGAAAAAGAUAUAAGUCAAUCUGUAAAAGAUUUAUUAAAAGCUGCUGGCUAUGAUUAUAAAAGAAUGAAAGAGAAAGAUUUACAAUUUGCUAAAAUUUUUGUUGAAGAUUAUGAAAAAAAAGAAAAAUUAAAUAAAGUUGGAUUGAUAAAUGAUGAAGAUGCAAUAUCAACAAGACCAUUGAUAUCUAAUGAUAAAUUUGAAAAUAUUAAUUUUGAAAUGGUUUCUCCAAUUUCUAUAAAACAUCAACAAAAUAUUGUUGAGAAACUUCCACCAACACCGCCACCAUUACCAUUAUCAAUGAUAAAAAAUGAGGUAAAUAGUAAUACUAAAAAUAUAAAUAAAUUAAAUAAAUCACUUAAAAAUGAGAAUAAUUGUAAUGAUUUAAUGUCACAAAUAAAACAAGGUAAAACAUUAAAUCAUGUGGAUCGAGAAGUAAAAUCUCGUUAUUUAAAGAAUGAAAAUCAUGUAGUUGAAUUUAAUAAUAGUCUUACAGCAGCACUACGAAAUAUAAUGAAUGAAAGAAGGCAAAAAUUAUCAGAAGAAGAUAACUCAUCUUCUACAUCAUCAUCAACAGGAGAUUGGGAUUAA